GCAAGAGCAAUUCCGCAUUAUUGAUUCCAUCCAUCUUCGACUACGAGGGAGAAUGGCCAUGGCCAUGGCGGCCGCCCUCUUCCUCCUCCUCCUCCUCCUCCCUGCCCUCGCCGCCGCCCAGAACCAGACCUUCUCCGCCAACGACGGGCCCUGGCGCCCCACGGAAACCAACCGCACCCUCGUCUCCAAGAGCGGGUCCUUCGGCGCCGGCUUCCUGCCCUCCCCCUCCUCCCCGGGCAAGUUCCAGUUCGCCGUCUGGGUCAACGCCAACCCCGACAGGACCGUGAUAUGGUACGCCCACAAGAACAACUACGCCGCCGUGGAGGCCGACGGCAGUUCCACGCUAGCCAUCGACGCGGCGGGCAAGCUGUCCUGGACCGCGGGCUCAUCGGUAGUUUGGUCCCCCUCCCCCGCCAUGAACGCCAGCGCCAGCACCACGAGUCUGAACGACUCGGGAAGCCUCGUCCACGGCGCCUGGUCCAGCUUCGGGGAGCCGACGAACACGCUGAUGCCGUUGCAGGCCAUUCCUGGGGCUGGAACCAACCACAGCAUCACUCUGCAGUCCAACAACUCCCUCUUCCAGCUGCUCAACUCCUACACCCUGCAGCACGGCACCUUCAUGUACGCCAACAUCAGCUCCUCCGUCACCCCCCUGCUCAACUUCACCCCCGAUGGCACCCUGCUACUCUCCGGCGGCUCCUCUCUUAUCGCCUCCGACAAGGACUCCCCUCGCCGCCUGCGCCGCCUCACGCUCGACUACGACGGCAACCUGCGCCUCUACAGCCUGCAGCCCAACACCAGGCAGUGGCGCGUCGUUUGGCAGCUGGUGCAGGAGCUCUGCACCAUCCGAGGCUCUUGCCCUGGCCAAGCCUCCAUCUGCGUCCCUCAGGGCGCCGACGCCAUCACCUGCGUCUGCCCGCCAGGAUACCACUCGCUUGGCCUUGGCGCCGGCUGCGCCCCCAAGAUGAACUACAGCGGCCGGGGCAACGACGACAAGUUUGUCCGGAUGGACUUCGUCGCCUUCUCCGGGGGCGCCGUGACCGCCGUGUUGGACCCCGGGAACUACAUGACCAAGCUGUCGCCGCAGAACCUGGCGGACUGCGAGAGCAAGUGCCGGGCCAACGCCGGAUGCGUCGCCUUCGGCUACAAGUUCGGCGGCGACCGGACGUGCCUGCACUAUACCAGUCUGGUGGACGGGUACUGGUCGCCGGCGACGGAGAUGUCGACCUACCUGCGGGUGGUGGCGUCCAACAACGACACCAACAACUUCACGGGGAUGACGACCAUGAUCGACACGGUGUGCCCGGUGCGGCUGGCGCUGCCGGUGCCGCCCAAGCAGGGGCGCAGCACGAUCCGCAACAUCGCCAUCAUCACGGCGCUGUUCGCGGUGGAGCUGCUGGCCGGGGUGCUGUCCUUCUGGGCGUUCCUGCGAAAGUACUCGCAGUACAGGGAGAUGGCGCGCACGCUGGGGCUGGAGUACCUGCCCGCCGGCGGGCCACGGCGGUUCUCGUACGCGGAGCUGAAGGCGGCGACCAAGGACUUCUCGGACGUGGUGGGGCGUGGCGCGUACGGGACGGUGUACCGCGGCGAGCUCCCGGACAGGCGGGCGGUGGCGGUGAAGCAGCUGCAGGGCGUGGGCGGAGGGGAGGCGGAGUUCUGGGCCGAGGUGACCAUCAUCGCAAGGAUGCACCACCUGAACCUGGUGCGGAUGUGGGGAUUCUGCGCGGACAAGGAGCAGAGGAUGCUGGUGUACGAGUACGUGCCCAAUGGGUCGCUGGACAAGUACCUGUUCGCACACGGGCACGGCGGCGACGGCGACGGCGACGGCGGCAGGAAGCAGCCCGUGCUUGACCUCCACACCCGCUACCGCAUCGCCCUGGGCGUCGCUCGCGCCAUCGCGUACCUGCACGAGGAGUGCCUCGAGUGGGUUCUGCACUGCGACAUCAAGCCGGAGAACAUCCUGCUGGAGGACGACUUCUGCCCCAAGGUCUCCGACUUCGGGCUGUCCAAGCUCACCAGCAAGAAGGAGAAGGUGACCAUGUCUCGCAUCCGCGGCACCCGCGGCUACAUGGCUCCCGAGUGGGUCAUCCACCGCGAGCCCAUCACCGCCAAGGCCGACGUCUACAGCUUCGGCAUGGUGCUCCUUGAGAUCGUCUCCGGCCGCCGCAACUACGGCUUCCGCCAGGACUCCGUCGGCAGCGAGGACUGGUACUUCCCCAAGUGGGCGUUCGAGAAGGUCUACGUGGAGCGCCGCAUCGACGACAUCAUCGACCCCCGCAUCGUCCAGGCCGAGGCCUACGACGACGACGCCGCCAGCGUCGCCACCGUCGAGCGCAUGGUCAAGACGGCCAUGUGGUGCCUUCAGGACCGCGCCGACAUGAGGCCCUCCAUGGGCAAGGUCGCCAAGAUGCUCGAGGGCACCGUCGAGAUCACCGAGCCCGUCAAGCCCACCAUCUUCUGCGUCCAGGACGACUGACACUCGUACGCCGUUGCAAUGCGAUAUUCUGCUUAAAUUAUGAUGCAACUGCUUGAUGAGGUGUCUCCAAAUUAAGAUGAUGCAUCAUACAUACUCUCUGUACACAACACAGCAGAGCAAGGCAAAAUGUACAUGGACUUUAUUGUUCCUUCUUGCAUAUUUUUUCGCAGGCAGCUUGAAAAUGAGAUGCACCAUAAAUCCUGGUGUCAAUCAAAUUCAUCGGAAUUGCUUUAUUC
Molecule: messenger RNA, 2712 nt
Organism: Oryza brachyantha (malo sina)
Lineage: Eukaryota; Viridiplantae; Streptophyta; Magnoliopsida; Poales; Poaceae
Product: G-type lectin S-receptor-like serine/threonine-protein kinase At5g24080
Exons: 1
Coding region: 53-2476 (807 amino acids)
Biological process (GO): protein phosphorylation; recognition of pollen
Molecular function (GO): protein serine/threonine kinase activity; ATP binding
Source: RefSeq, a predicted model, not a curated record